Molecule: messenger RNA, 1014 nt
Organism: Amyelois transitella
Lineage: Eukaryota; Metazoa; Arthropoda; Insecta; Lepidoptera; Pyralidae
Gene: Dim1
Product: thioredoxin-like protein 4A
Exons: 3
Coding region: 135-563 (142 amino acids)
Biological process (GO): mRNA splicing, via spliceosome
Cellular component (GO): spliceosomal complex; U4/U6 x U5 tri-snRNP complex; U5 snRNP
Source: RefSeq, a predicted model, not a curated record
ACAGACAGUGACAAACGACAAAGUGAUUUUGUCGUGUCGGGUUGUUAUGUUCAUGUGUUGUGUGCGAAUAAAUAUUUUCGCUAUUUUUUAGAUUAUUAUAACAUUAUUGGAAACAAAUUUUCUGAGCCUUCACCAUGAGUUACAUGCUGGGACAUUUACACAAUGGCUGGCAAGUGGACCAAGCUAUACUAUCCGAGGAAGAUAGGGUCGUGGUUAUUAGAUUUGGUCACGACUGGGACCCUACAUGCAUGAAAAUGGAUGAAGUUCUUUACAGCAUUGCAGAAAAAGUGAAAAACUUUGCAGUUAUUUACCUUGUAGAUAUCACAGAAGUGCCAGAUUUUAAUAAAAUGUAUGAGUUGUAUGACCCAUGUACGGUGAUGUUCUUCUUCCGCAACAAGCACAUCAUGAUCGACUUGGGGACUGGCAACAACAACAAGAUCAACUGGCCACUAGAAGACAAGCAAGAGAUGAUUGACAUCAUCGAGACUGUGUACAGAGGAGCUCGGAAGGGACGCGGUUUAGUAGUAUCACCAAAAGAUUACUCCACCAAAUAUAGAUACUAAGUUAUGUACGGUUGUUAAUUUAUUAUGUGAGCAUUGUUUUAAAUGUUCCUGAUUGUAUAUAGAACUUAGAUUAUCAACAAAUUGGAAAAAUAUUCGCCGGACAUUAAAACCUGUGGAACAAAUAGAAAGUUGAUCUCCUCUAUUGUCUCCUUAUGGCGCAUCCACACAUGCUGCCGCCACGGCCAACCUUCAUCAUAUUCAAUGUUUUAUGGGUGUGACAUUAGAAGGGUGAAAAAAAUUUUGAAAACCUAUUGUUAUGUUGGAUCAAGCUAAAACACAUCUGAGAAAAUCGGAGUACUUGUUUUCGCGAAGAUAAGUGUCUGGAUAGACUUUUGUUACGUUUCAUUUGUGCACUGUAUUAAAUUUUUAAGAUCCAAUUGAACAUCAAAUGAAGCAAUAAUGAUUUUGAGAUAAGAGUAAAUUUUUUAAUAAUAAUAAACAAUUAAUUCAA